Messenger RNA from Uloborus diversus, 1662 nucleotides. RefSeq names its product homeobox-containing protein 1-like. Lineage: Eukaryota; Metazoa; Arthropoda; Arachnida; Araneae; Uloboridae. Gene Ontology annotation, molecular function: double-stranded telomeric DNA binding. The record is from RefSeq and is a predicted model, not a curated record. Gene Ontology annotation, cellular component: nucleus. Gene Ontology annotation, biological process: positive regulation of DNA-templated transcription. The coding region runs from base 139 to 1662 and encodes 507 amino acids. The transcript has 6 exons.
AUUAUGGCUAGCAGCGCAUCCCGGUGGAAAGCAAUUAGCAGGCCUAAAACUGUGGCCCCGGUGAAAGCAUGGACAGCAAAAGCACGAUCGACGAUAACUAAAACUCAGGAGUAGUGAUGUUAAGGAAAAGCAGACUUAAUGCCUAACAGAGUUGAUAACCUGUCAACUAAAAUGGCUAGUGCUUUGUUCACUAUCGAACAAAUUGAAUUGAUCAGGAGAUUACGGAACAGUGGUAUAACCAAGGAACAAGUGGCCAUGGCGUUCGACCAAAUGGACCGUCUCGAUGCCGAGCUUGGAAAGCCAUCGACUUCCUCCAUCCGCCCCAAUAUACCUCAUUACCCAAACAUAUGCUCAUCUUUACAAGCUCUCGACCGAAUAGAUCGAGACCAGGACUCCAGCCCCUCAUCAGUCCAUGGCCAAAUUCCCAAUGGGGUAUCAAAGACUGAUGCUGCUCCGCCUUUCUUCAAGCAGGGGGAAUCGCAAUCAUACUCCCGACCUCACAGCAGCAGCAACUCCUCUACGGACGGAGCUACUGACGGUGGAAGCAGCACACAGAAUGGAGAUGCUUCCCCCUCUGCCAACGCCAACUCAUCAGUUGCCUCGCCUACCUCUCGACUGUCAAGUGAAUUGACGAUAAUACCUCUCACCUCAUCGGCAUCUUCAGUUCCUGUAUCCUAUUCGUCGGCCGAUGGAAAUAUAGUACAAAGCCACAUUUAUAAUAAUCGGUCGGCCGACGGAGCUUCAAACUGCGUCCCCAUUCAGUGCUUAGUCAAUCCCCUCGAUUUGUUGCAAGACGAGUGCUAUGAACUGGACGAGCUUAAGAAAAAAGGCGAAAUGACAAUACUUUCUGAAAUACGAAAUUUUGUUAUGAGGUACAACAUAAAGCAAACUAUGAUUGCAGAGAUGACCAAGAUGAGUCAAGCCUAUGUCAGUCGUUUUUUUCGUGGUGAUAUACAAGAUAUGUCUGAUCGCACCAAGAAUGCCUUCUACAUGUGGUAUUUAACAUGUAAAAACAACCCCUGGAAGCUCACUCAACUUUGCCCUAACUCUGGGGUUAAGCGUAUGGUGUCUGAAAGUGGUGAUCUCAUUCCUUUAAAAAGGGAGCGUUUCACAUUCAAAGCUGCUCACUUGGCUGUGUUAGAACGCUAUUACGAGAAAGAUCCAUACCCGGAUUCUCAGACGAGAGAGCAAAUAGUAGACGAGUGCAAUAAAGCAGUUGAGAGAGCAGUUCGCAUUUCAGAUCGCCCGUUAGCAGAAAGGGAAAGAGUUACGUUGCCUGUUGUGAAUAAUUGGUUCAAUAACAGGAGAAAAGAAGCUAAGAAGCAGCUAAGACAACAGCAUGCUGCAGCUAUGGCAGCGGUGUCUGUGAGCAUGUCUCCUCUGGGCCAGCCCUCCCUCAACCUACCUCCAGUGGCCUCGAUGCCGGCGCUCAGUUGGCACCAAUCACCGACGUCGACCGCUCUGGGGGGCGUGGCCGGCUUCCCUGGCUCCGCCCACCAGCCUGCCUUCCACCCCAACGCCCAACUGGAUCUCAGCAGUGAAGCCAUGGACAGUGACAGCUCCCAUGACUCCAAUGCAGAUUAUGGGAACGGCGAUGCUCUGCCCGUAGAGAUAGAGGAGGACGAUGACGGAAAGGCCACUAGUAUUAAACAGGAGGUGUGA